CUUUAUCUUUGUGUUGUGAUUUAUUAGCUUCAGUUCCGUCACUAAAAACUAAUUGAUCGUCUAUAAUAUCUUACUUAUAGCGGUCUAAUUGAUUGCUAAACGUUUUUUUAUCGCCUCAGAAUUGAAAAUUACCAGAUCAUCUGCUUAUUUUGACCAUACCAUAAUUUACUUCUUUUUUUAAUUCUUCUCAUGCAGAAAUCUUAAACCCACAAUCAGCUUUUCUCAGUUUUGAUGUGUUUGAGACGGUUAGAAAAAUUUUGAGAAAAGUAGAACCAAAUUAAAGCUUGUAUAGGCGCAUUUCUAGUCCUUUUUCACUCUCUUUGGGAAGCCUUCAUAGUAAAGAGCUUGCGCGAGAAAAGCUUUCAGAGAACAGUCCUCACAAUUUAUCUUCAGUUUCCAUCAAAAUUCAAAAAGAGGUCUUCUUGGUCAAAAUAAUGUCAAUCAUUCAACAUUUUAUGGCCAAUUUAUACCUGUCCCUUUUUCAGCCUUAUUUCCCUUAGUUGCUGUCCUUUUGGUUACUUCAUUAGAAUAAAAGCAUCAUUUUGGUAUUUUAUUUAUUGUUUUGUCUUCCAAAUGCCAACUUUGGACAUAAAAACUAAAAUAUUCUUUCCCUCAGAAGAUUAAAAAUAUAUAUAAAAGUUUCCGCGUUUCAUUAUUCAAGUGUGCUUGAAAUUACAACUCAUACUUGCAGAAAUUGACAGUUUUAUUAUCCAAUAUUUUUUGUAUCAUAUGCGAUGAACAAGGUCCAACUUCAUUUUAUAACUCAAGUUUGAUCUCAGACUUAUAUCAGAUUUGUAUUUCUGAAGUGUGAAUGAAGAGAUCUUAACAGUUACAAAAAAUUAUGUCGCUUUUACGCCUUAUGGACGCGUGUUUAAAUCUUGUGGUUUUCGUAGUUAUCUUGCAAGCUUCUGAGAUGAAAAAAAUUGACGAUUUGCCGGCGCUGUCUGAUUUCCGAGAAAGAGUAUCGUACCUGAUCAGCGAGGCAUCUAUUCUGUCCCAGUUCAAGGUCGACCUUGACUACGAGGCACCACACAUUGCUCGUGACUCGGCGAUCAGAGUUGGGGCUAUUCUAGAGAAGCACUUCCAGAAACUGAAGCAGAACUGUGAAUACCUAGAAUUGGAAGCAAGAUAUGCAGAGGAAACCCCGGAGCAAACCAAUACGGAUUUUUUCCCGGCAAAGAAUUUGAUGGAUUUCAAUAUCAGUUUGGCCUUCAGCAAAAAACACGACAGGCUGGUAAGCUUGAACGGCACUUCAGUCCACAUACCGACAGACAUCUACUAUGGAUCCCGCGACAUCCGGAGAGACCUUCACUGGACCCAGGAAAUCGAUUUCAUCUUCAAAACCCCCCUCCUCAGCGACCAUGAAAAGUUCCAGCCAACCUGGCAGUAUUUCGCCAUGGCCAGUGGGCUCUUCCGACUCUACCCGAUGAGUCCCUUUUUGAUGAGUAAGGUAUACGACUCUCGCCUGCAGGACUGGUACAUCAACACCGCCACCAGUUCCAAGACUGUCAUCAUUGCAUUAGACAGCAGUGGAAGCGUAACUGGCUCAGUUUACAAGCUCAUUAGACAAACGGCAAUCAUUCUUCUGGAUACUCUAACGGACCAAGACUUUGUGAGCAUAGUGUUUUUCAAUGACAAAGUUCACCCCAUGAUAACUUGCAAUGGAGAAGUUGACGAUGUCGAUGACGUAACAGAUGACACAACAACUGCUUCAGACGCGGAUGACGCAACCGAUGAUGUGACGCAAAAACCGACCAAUGGGAACAAGCCUAUGAAGUUCAUCCAGGCGACUCCUAGAAACCAAGAGCGUCUGAAGGAACUGGUUUGGAUUCCAUUUGAUACAAGGAAUAUUGCUAAUUUUGAGGGAAUGUUCAGGACUGCAUAUGAGGCAUUCGGGCGAGAGCGAGGGAAGCGGAAAGACGCGGGAUACACUUGCAGUGAUAUUCUGAUGGUAAUCAGUGACGGAGGAGAAGGCGACACUCAAAUCAUGUUUUCUAACCUGGGCGAUGCCGUGAACAAAGACGUGCGGGUGUUCACUUACGUGGAGGGUGCGGCAUCCUACCAGGACUACUACAUGAAGUGGGUUGCGUGUCACACUAAGGGGCUAUUUCACGCCGUGCCUUCUAUGGAAGCUGUGCACUCCAGUGCCGUGCAGUACAUUAGAGUCAUGUCCACCCCCAAUGCGAUAGAUUACUACAAAGUGUACAGACUAUCCGAAGCUGUUGUCCAGAGGUGGACCACAGGGCAUCUCGGACUGGUGUGGUCAUUAACAUGCCCAGUCAUAAAUGCGUCAGACGCCGAUAUAACACAACAAGUACAGUACCCAGGCCCCCAGCCCAAUGCCCAAAACAAGCUGCUCGGCGUCACUGGCGUCGACAUCGCUCUUCGAGAUUUGGACCAGUACUUGUUCGUCGAACGAUUGGGUCCUCUUUCUGUGGCAUUUGUAAUGAAUUCACGCGGAAAUUUGCAACUUCAUCCCGUGCUCAAGUUUUUUGUCACCUACAAUUUCGAACAUCAUCAGCUCAAAGUUAAGUUUAGCAGUGCCUUCAAUUUUGUGAACCAAACUUUGUCUAAAGUGUUUUACCAAAGACUUUUGAAUGGAGAAAGUGAAGUCAGCAAAGUGGUUGCUGACCUAUACACGAACAUUGAUCUCUAUGUUUACAAAAGAAAAGCUGUUUUCGAGGUUUUUCGCUACAGGGAGAGUCGAUUUCACGAAAUGCUUUAUAUAGGAAUAGCUCAUUUUUCCGAACCAAUUUUACAAAUGGAUGCGCUGAAAGAUUCUUUUUUUAUAAACCCAAGUGUGACAAGUUUGUUAGCUCGCGCAAUCGAGUCUAAAGACCUUCGCUGUGGAAACAAAACAGGUGAGCCGGGUUGUUUUCACGUAUACAUAUCUCCGUGGCCUUAUUGCCCACCGAAGCUGAACUUGUCAAAGGCCACUGACCCAACUCAAAUUCUAACCGAGAUCCAAGACCUCAUGUACGUGGGCAUUGAUGCAUCUACCUGCGAUUUCGCUCACGACCAGCACGACGACUCGCAACUUCUUCAAAAUCUUCUCGCUUCGCUCUUCAUAGUUGAGAGAUAUCUUUCUUCGCCUCGGCAGUCGGAAUACACCGACUUCGUCGUCACAUUCGGAGGUGCCUCGGCCACUUUGAACUCCCAAUUAGCGCAAUCGGAUUGGUGGGCUCAUGUUGCUGAUCCUAAAGAGUCUUCGCUGUAUAAACGAAAUCUACUUAUGAGCGAUUUUUUCGGGGACAAAAAUUUAAUCAUGUUUUCAACAGAUGACGAGCCCGGACACACAGUGGCCGGGGUGAAAUGCGCGGGUAUUAGCAGCCGUGAGUUUGAAUACAAACAUGGCGCCCUGGCUGUAACCCGGCUGCUGCAGAGUUGGGACUUACCUCCUUUUGGUCUUUACGGCCAAGUUUUGGAACACCAAAAGCUGCUGAACCAAAUUUUCAAUGGAUUCGACGAAGAAUGUGGCAAAGAAAAAGUGUGUUACGCCUUAGACGAAGGCGCAUCAGUCAUUGGUUUCAAAAGAAAGAACGAGCGUGAACAAACGCAGCAUAUACACAUUGGAGAUCACCUGUCUAUGUACAACUUAUGCCUUAUGAACGCACUGGUGAAAUAUGAAAUUUAUCAACAUUAUGUUUACGAAGACGCCUUCUGUUUUUGCCCACAAGAGGCGCCCCAGAAACCCAAAAAAAGUUUUUCGACUCGUUCUCCCUCUAAUAUAUUUUAUUUCAUUAUCAGCAGUGCCUUAAAAUUACUUUCAUCAAUCAUGUUUGCAAUUAAUGUCCUUUUAUGGUCAUCAUGUCAGUCAAUUUUAGUUGAAUUUUUUACAGUUAUCGAUUCUUCAAAAUUUGUCGAUUCCAAGGAUGUUUUGUUCAAUUUCAAAACCGAGCAACAGCAGUCGCUUUGUACAAUAGCUUUCGACAAAUACCUAUAUACCGAAAAGGUCAAAAGUCUAUUUGGAAACUCGAAAUGGAAUUUAAUUUACUCCAAAAUUCCGAAUGAGAAUGGCGGGUGCUCAAUUUGUGCAAAUGAAGAUGAUUAUUUCAACCUCGAAAGACUUGAUGGCACGAACUUGAUUCUUAUUUCUGUAGCGGUCGGUCAGGAUUUCUGCGCUGCGAAACAGCCAAAACCGAAGAAUUACUGGAAGAAGGAAAGAGAUUUGUGUCGUGAGAAAGACGAGCAGUCUUUUUCCGACCAAAAAUGUCCCUCAGCUAUCCAUGAUUUAGAGCCCACGGGAUCACGUGACAGUCCAUACUGCUCGUCAGCCGUCCAUGCUUCAAUCAACAUAUUUUCAAUACUUUUCCUUAAAUUUAGUUUCGCAUCGUUCCUUGUUUUCAUUGGUUGAAACAUUUUCAUCGUGAAUUUACUAUGCA
Symsagittifera roscoffensis is the source of this 4382-nucleotide messenger RNA. Its product is annotated as voltage-dependent calcium channel subunit alpha-2/delta-2-like. Gene Ontology annotation, molecular function: voltage-gated calcium channel activity. Bases 842 to 4354 code for a protein of 1170 amino acids. Gene Ontology annotation, cellular component: voltage-gated calcium channel complex. The transcript is spliced from 8 exons. Lineage: Eukaryota; Metazoa; Xenacoelomorpha; Acoela; Convolutidae. The record is from RefSeq and is a predicted model, not a curated record.